This is a messenger RNA of Mytilus californianus (California mussel), 2886 nucleotides long. RefSeq lists its product as uncharacterized. The transcript has 3 exons. The record is from RefSeq and is a predicted model, not a curated record. Gene Ontology annotation, biological process: regulation of apoptotic process. Bases 13 to 1110 code for a protein of 365 amino acids. Gene Ontology annotation, molecular function: protease binding; death domain binding. Lineage: Eukaryota; Metazoa; Mollusca; Bivalvia; Mytilida; Mytilidae.
UUGAAUGCUAAAAUGCUGAACUAUGUACGACUAGCGAAAACAGUUACAGACUUGAUGCCGGAAGUAAUGGUAGAACAAUUAAAAUCUGAUGCAUUCGACCUCACAGAAAAUACCAGGUUGACAUUUCGAUCUCUAUUUACAUCUUUCCAACUGCAAAACAAACAUAAACCAACUACCGGAGAGUGGGCAAGUCCAAUGUGCCCGAAUGAAGACACUGAGAUAGGUGUAGGUGAUGAUGUUAAACGUUGGCGUUUUAUCCUCACUGAACUCAAGAAUCAUUCAAAAAUCAGCGAAGAAUCAUUCGUAGCUCUUGAAAAGGUCUUGGCAAAUGUGUUUAUCAGAUCUGAGAAACUUUUCGAAAGUUACUCGUUUGUUAGCAAAUAUCAAAAGAUAAUGACUGGAACAUUUGAAGCAAACGAUUAUGAUUUCUAUCUGCAGAAGGUAAAACAUGAAAUUAUCCCCGAAACAUUCGAAAUCAACAUCAGACGCCAUUACCAGAUGAUUAUGCAGGAAAUAUCUGUAAGCAAAGUAUUGGACCAAAUGAUGACCCACUGUAGGUUAUCAAUUGAAGACAGACGCCAUAUUGAACACCAUGUCAAACAGACUGAACAAAAUAAAGCGUUGCUAGAUAUAAUCAUUGAUAGGAAUCGUUCCACGUUUAAUAUAUUUAUUGAUGCUUUGCGGGAAAGCGGAUACGAUGAUAUAGCCGAACUACUCAGCUGCGAUCUAGAAGAUAUCACAGUAGAUACUAGAACAGCACAAAUGGAAGGAUUGUCAGCAUGGACUGUUCCAUUACAUAAGGUACGUCUGCAGAAGAAUUACGUAGAUAUCAUAUCUACCAUCAAACACGAGGCCAUAGUAGACCAUUUGAUAUCGUGUGAAUUAUUAACAAUAGAUGACCAGCAAAUUAUAGAGGCUUGUCCAGCACAGACUGAAAAGAACAGGAAGUUGAUGGACCGACUAUUGCAUUGUGGAGAGAAAUGUUUUAUGGAAUUUCUAAAUGCUUUACGUUCUGAUGACAUUUAUGCAGAUCUUGCAAAUCAGAUAGAACAAACAGAUGUCACCAGUAUUGAUAUUGCUACUCUUCAGGGCUGUUAUACAAAAAUGUAGAUAAUAUAUAACUUGUAAACUGAGUAGUUAUACCCAUUCAACCAUGAAAGAUGUAUUAACAUGUAUUACGCUUCAAAUGACGAAACACGCAUGCACAGGGAUUAUUAUUACAGGAACUUUUUCUUCGCUUCUUUUUAGCUCAUCGAACUCAAAGGGCCAAGUGAAUUUUUCUCAUCACUUGGUGUCCGUCGUCUGCGCAAGUUUUGUCUUUUAUCUUGAAAACCGUUAUAAAAAGACAAAUUCUGAUAAAUCACUGAACAAUGUUCAAAAUGUUGAGAUCAUUGUACCUACAGUCCAUUAUUUAAGAAAUGUCAGACGACUUCUUACAAGAGUUAAAGCCUUUGAAUGGCGAAUUUGACAAUUUUGUUUAUUUUUGCAUACUGUGAAAGAAUUUUUAUUCAUGGGUAUUAAUUGUCGUGAUUUGAGCAAAAGUCAGUGGCGGAUCCAGAGGGGGGCGUGGAGGGCGUACUUUUGCUUGCACUUUUUUUUUUGUAAAAUGAUUAAUCAGACUAGACUUCGUGAACUUUGCCAUUUUCCGCGUAUUUAAUUUUUAUGCGGCAAUUCUUUACUUAUAAAGAUAUGUUCGCUCGUAUAACUAUUUACUGUAAUAUAUUAUUGAUUAUGUCAAAGUCAUGAGAUUCGCUACGCUGGAGUUGACCAGUGCGUCGAUAAAACGUCACUCAGUCAUUUUGAAAUUCAAAUUACAGUAACACAUUGCUUAGGCUGAGGAUGACAAGCAUGGGACCUUCAAAGCGACAAAGGAUUGAGCAAGAACGUAUUUAUUGACUUCUAUUUCACAAUUCCGCCGAACAGAAAGUAAUACUCUAUUACACUUUCAUGAAAAAAAGUUCCACAGCAAUAUUAUUUACCUACGAAAACAUGUUUAACCCAACACGCCCCAGCCUAUUAAUAACAUAGCUGAAUAAUGAUCCGCAGUCGAUAAGCUCUAGGUCAAUUUAAGGUCUAAGGUACGGACCAUUUGAUUUGAGGGGGCAGUCUGAGAUGUUUGAGAGAAAAAAUUCUGACCCUGAUUUUUGCCUUAAACAAAAAUUCUGGCCGUAUCUGGAUUGAAAACAAUAAUCUUGUCCACAUUUUUUACUAUUAGAAACAAAAAUUUCAAACAGAAUUAUUUAGCAUUAAAUGAACAUGAUGAAUAAAAAAACAGGCGUAAUUUUUUUGGGGCCGGGAGUUUGCAUGUAAAUCCCAUAUCUGACCGGAAUGUCUGUUUUGUCGAACUGAUAAAAUGAACACUUUUUCAAGGCCCGACUGCAACCUGCCUGCUGGGUGUUGCCUUUAUGUCUCCAUUUGUCGACCGUCAUUCAUAUAUUCGUUGUCAUUUCAGACUCAUUCGUAGCCUUUGGUUGAUUUGAAACCCCUCACUUCCCUUGUUGGGUGAAACAUUUCAACCAAACAUUUGGAUAAAAAUUGCUUGUUUGUCUUUCUUAACUCGUGUCGGUCGUAUUGUAAAUUUCAUUGAAUAGCUCGGCGUAUAUCUUGUUUACAAGAAGAAAUCCGUGACGUUAUGCUAACUAAACAUACAACAAACGAGAAUUUUCCAUGUCAAUUUUUUACUGACAAGUCCCACAUCAAAUAUAUUAGUACAUAGCUUUGGAUCCAUCCAAUCAUUUUAUAAUAGACAAUUAAUGGGGAGAAUACGGCAUCAAAAAUGUCCAACCCUUACACUUUAACUAUAAAAUAUACAUGCCUUACGUCAGGAACCGUUAAAAAAGUGCAUUUUACACUUAUUUUAUUUUUUUAGCCAAAAACAGGUCCCAA